UUGAGGAAGCCAUGUUAAAGUUAAGAGUGAAGUCAGGCUGAGAUUUGUUUUUUUUUCUGACGCCGCAUGUUUAUUUUGCCCCCUUUCCCCUUGUUGUUAAGCCCAUCGGAAGCUUGCAAACAUAACGUUUUGAUACCGAAACCGGGGUUCUUAUGAUGACUUCCAGUUUUGACCUGUCAAGGCGGAAUCCGCAAGAGGACUUCGAGCUAAUCCAGAGGAUAGGCAGCGGGACCUACGGCGACGUCUACAAGGCUCGAAAUGUCAGCACUGGGGAGCUGGCUGCCAUCAAGGUGAUCAAGCUGGAGCCUGGAGAGGACUUUGCAGUGGUGCAGCAGGAAAUAACCAUGAUGAAGGACUGUAAACACUCAAAUAUCGUGGCCUACUUUGGCAGUUACUUAAGGAGGGACAAGCUGUGGAUUUGCAUGGAGUACUGUGGAGGGGGUUCACUGCAAGACAUAUAUCAUGUUACUGGACCACUGACGGAAUCGCAGAUAGCUUAUGUGUCACGAGAAACCCUUCAGGGUUUGUACUACCUUCACAGUAAAGGAAAGAUGCAUCGAGACAUAAAGGGAGCCAACAUUUUGUUGACAGAUAAUGGUUACGUCAAACUCGCGGACUUUGGCGUUUCGGCCCAGAUCACAGCAACUCUAGCCAAGAGGAAAUCAUUCAUUGGGACGCCUUACUGGAUGGCACCAGAAGUGGCAGCUGUGGAACGGAAAGGAGGCUACAACCACCUGUGUGAUAUCUGGGCUGUGGGCAUCACUGCCAUUGAGUUGGCGGAGCUCCAGCCUCCUAUGUUCGAGCUGCACCCCAUGAGGGCCCUGUUUUUGAUGACAAAAAGCAACUUCCAGCCCCCUAAACUAAAAGACAAAGUAAAAUGGACCAACAACUUCCAUAAUUUUGUUAAACUGUCGUUGACAAAGAACCCAAAGAAAAGGCCUUCAGCUGACAAGUUAUUGCAGCACCCAUUUGUGUCACAGCCUCUUAGCCGUACACUGGCCAUCGAACUGCUGGAUAAGGCCAGUAACCCUGACCAGACGCUGUAUACAGACUUUGAUGAUGAUGAUCCUGAAUCAGAGUUUAAGUACAGGGGCUUGUUUUUGCCACUGUCUUCGCUGUCAUGUAGAGGCCUUCGUUUUGCAGCAGCUCAUAGAAAGCCUCCCAUAUCUGUUCCUCAGCGCAUUCACUCGAAGAGUCGAAAUGCUCGGGAAGGGAAGACGUUGUCAGAGAUUAACUUUGGCCAGGUGAAGUUUGACCCACCUUUAAGAAAAGAGACUGAGCCCCAUCAUGAACCACUCGACACUGACGAUUUUUUGGACUGUGCAGAAGAAAUAUACUACACUGCAAGAUCUAAUCUGGAUCUCCACAUGGACUAUGGACCAGACUCUCCCACUGGCUCUCUCCUUGGGGGAAAUAAGGAAAGCUGCGUUAGAAAACUGUUUGGGUUCAGCUUCAGGAGUCUCUUGAAAUCCGUGGAGGAGGAGCUGCACCAGAGGGGACACGAGGCACAUUUAGAGGAGGAGGAGGAGGAGGAGGAGGAUGAUGAAAUGCACCAAAUGAAAAGUUCCACCAUACGACCCAGAGUGCCCCCACCACUGCCUCCAAAGCCGAAAACCAGCAUCGGCCCCGCUGAGAGCUUGUCCACUGAGCAUGACGACCACCCAGGGACCAUAAAGCGCUGCCCAGUGAGCCAGAGCCCGGCUCGAUUAGCUGCUAACGUGCCCCCCCGGCCGCCGCCUCCACGAAUGGUCCAUCACAAGUUCAGCAGCUUAGGAAAUGGAGUUGCUGUGUGCGACAGGAGGGGAGCGGGUGAGUCAGCCUCUGCAGAGAAAGAGUCCAUUACACCCUCUGCUGUUCCUACUGCCCGCGUAGACAAAAAGGACAUUCCGAAACCAAUCAGCAAUGGACUUCCCCCAACUCCUAAAGUUCAUAUGGGAGCAUGCUUCUCCAAAGUCUUCAAUGGCUGCCCACUGAAGAUUCAUUGUGCUACUUCCUGGAUAAAUCCAGACACAAGAGAUCAGUAUCUAAUCUUUGGAGCAGAGGAAGGAAUCUACACAUUAAACCUCAACGAACUUCACGAGACAUCCAUGGAGCAGCUGUUUCCCCGGAGGUGUACCUGGCUGUAUGUGAUGAACAACACGUUACUUUCGAUAUCCGGCAAAGCAUCUCAGCUGUAUUCUCACAGCCUGAUAGGAUUGUUUGAGCACGCUCGGCAAAUGCAAAAGCUCCCAGUUGCCAUACCAACCCACAAACUGCCAGACAAAAUUAUCCCCAGGAAGUUCUCAGUAUCCAAUAAGAUCCCAGACACUAAAGGAUGUCAGAAGUGCUGUGUAGUGAGAAAUCCAUACACUGGCCACAAGUACCUGUGUGGAGCGUUACAGAGCGGUGUGAUCCUGCAGGAGUGGGUGGAGCCCAUGCAGAAAUUCAUGUUGGUCAAGAACAUAGACUUCCCGUUGCCCUGCCCCCUGGAGGUCUUUGAGAUGUUGGUGGUUCCGGAACACCAGUACCCCCUCAUCUGCAUGGCUGUCAGCAAAGGCACAGAGCUCAACCAGGUUGUGCGCUUUGAGACACUCAACCCCAACUCUACUUCUUCUUGGUUCACAGAAUCUGAUGCUCCUCAGAGCUGUGUGAUUCACGUGACUCAGCUGGAGAGGGACACCAUCCUUGUUUGCCUGGACCGAUGUAUUAAGAUCGUCAACCUGCAGGGCCGGCUGAAGUCCAGCAGAAAGCUCUCAUCAGAGCUGACCUUUAACUUUCAGAUCGAGGCGAUAGUGUGUCUGCAAGACAGCGUGUUGGCAUUCUGGAGACACGGCAUGCAGGGUCGGAGUUUUAAAUCUAAUGAGGUAACACAGGAGAUUUCUGACAAUACAAGAAUAUUCAGAUUACUGGGCUCAGACAGAGUGGUGGUUCUGGAGAGCCGACCGACAGACAAUCCUACAGCACACAGCAACCUGUACAUCCUCGCUGGCCAUGAAAACAGCUACUGAGCACAGCAUGUGGGGAAACCAUGCGAGGCACUGUGUGCAGUACAGGAAGGGGAGUGUGAUGUCACAGAAGCCGAUGUUUGAUGUUACAUGAGUGGCAGCUGGAGCCACUACCUUGUGGAAAGACUAAAGUGCUCGGGGAGGGCCAGUGAGCGCACCACACAAGCCACAGUGGCCAAGCAAGCUUACACUGUGCCUGCUUCAAACUGCAAAACACUCUACCCCCUCUACCCAAAUAUAUGGUGGAUUUUAAUUCCUCCUCGAAUGGAACUCACCAAGUUCAGGUAGUUAGUCUUAAAGAACAUCUAAACACUUGCAAUGAAUUUCAGAGGAGAAAGAUGCCAGCCGUACAUCAUCCAAACGGAAACGUUAAGACUAAUCUCAGUCCCCAAUCCAGCACCACCCAAAAGGUGGGGGUCAUUUCAGGCCCAGCCCAGCUCCAACCAAAAGGUGGGACUAAUCUCAUUCCCAGCCCUUCACCAUCCCAAAGGUGGGAGUAAUCUGUCCCCAGCCCAGCACCGCCCAAAAGGUGGGGACAAUCUCAAUUUGUAGCCCCUUUUCUAUUUGUUCUGCUUUGUCACAUGUUCACCACUGAAGAUGUCAGUAAUGAACUAAUGAUCUGAAUUUAUAAGAGCAGGAAACACGGCAGUGCUGGAGCAUGGGGAGCUGCUACACAUUACACACACUUCAUAACAUACCACACACUCUACACAACACACUUCAUAUCACACACUCUACGCUACACAAACUACAUCAGACAACACAUGUAGUGCAUAACACACAUUCUACACAACACACACUACAUACAACACUACACACAACACACACUACCCAAAAAACCUACACAACACACACUGCAGUUUAGAACAUGAGGCACUUUUAUCUCGAACUCUGAAGCACCUCAGUUUCACUGGCUCUUGUAGAGGGCUUGUGUAUGCGCGCUUGCAAGCGCUCACACACACACACACACACACACACACACACACGUCAUCUUGCAUUUACCAGUAUUGUUACCCUUAUACACACUCGACAUUGAUCACGUAAGUGCUUGACUGACACUUAUUUAAUUUCAUGUACAUACAGUUUAUUGUUUUACUCUUAAACUUGGUUGUGUAGAUAUCUGUGCAUAUGGUCUGUACAGGUUUGUGGCAGAUUGUUGAGUGUUUGCUUACUAGGGUACUACUACACUCCUGGAGGGCUUUUCUACAGAGCCGGUUUACCCCAUGUCGUAGGAAAACAAAGCUGAUGUGCCCAUUUUCAAGUCUGUUGUUUUUUGUUGUAUUACCUAGUCUGUUUGUUUUUACUAUUUAGCUCUAUAUAUGUGUGAAACCAAAUGCUGGGCUUUUUUCUCAAUUAAUUUUAAGUCAAUGGACAUUUUAUUGCUUUUAGAUUUGUGGUAUGCACUCAUGUCAGAAUUUGCACAAAAUUUUUAUGGCGUUUUCUGUGUAUAUCUAGGUGUAUGUUCAAGCCAUGGAUACAGUAGCGAUGUAGAGAUUAAAACAGAUUAAUUUGAUAUAAAUCUGCCCUGAAAUAGCGUUGUCAGGUAUUUUUCAUACUCAGACUGUUAAAUCAACAAUGCCAAAGGGGGAAGUCCUGCCAGUUUCUUGAGUGGAGGUGGAGGAGGGUAGUCUUACACAGCUUAUGAAAAUCAGAUGAUGGUAUUUAGAUUUUAAUUCAGUGGCAGAGAAAAGGCUAAACAUGCGAAGGUCUUUUGAGUGGUUCCCCCAAGACGUAACUACUUUUACAUGCAUUUAAGUAUCAAAAUAUGUUUAUAAAAUACACUAUUGUUUAAAUUUUUUAUUGUUGUUUAAAGUUCAAGUUUUCCAAGAGCAACUGUGUUACAGAAGAAGAAUUUAUGAUCAAAGGAGACAUUAAUCUUGCUAUACUUGUGUCUUAAAGCUGCUGAUGGUGAUUUAUUUCAAGAACUCUUCUAUAGCUAUCACUAAGUACAAAUAAAGAUGUCUGUGACUGUCUUGGGCUCUGUAAUCAACUAAAAUUUACAUUCUGGUUGUAUUAGCCAAUCAGGAAACAUCUCUACUAGGUGGCAGUCUGUCAUGCUUGUUAACUUUUUUGUAAGUUGAAGCAGCAAAAAGAUGGUGAAGUAUUUGUUUAUUUCUUUUUUUUUUUUUUAAGAUUAUUUACGGAGGUUUUGAGGGCUGGAGAGAAGGGCACUGGAGUGAAGGGUGGAUUGCUCCAGUGGAUUAGUUGGCAGAAGUUAUCAAGAACUAUGAACUUGACUACAGCCGCUCUAAUUUCAUCUUGGCAACCAUAUGUAAAUGUUUUACAAAAAAGUGGUUGCACCCAGAUUUAAAACAUCUUUCCUUACUGCUUUACAUAAUGGUUUCUUAAGAAGCUAAACAUUUACCAGUCAUCGAUCGAUUGAUUGAUUGGGUAAAAAGUUAUGAUUACUCAUUUCCUUUCCAAAGUCCUGCCUCCUGGUGAAUUUGUACAGAUUUAAGCACACUACAGGCUACACUUCCUUAACAGAAAGCAAGCAGCUCUUGUUACUACAGUAGGCUUUAAUCCGUGCAUAUCUAGGUCUAUGUGACUUAACUUUAAAGCAAAUUUAAGUAUGCUCAAGACUAAAUGUUCAGUGUUGCAAUACUGAGAUGCAUAAUGGAAUGCUAUGACAAAAUAAUAGCAGACUGACAAAGGUACGAUUAUGUUCCUUUCAGAUUGUCAUGUAAAUAUUGUUAAAUAAAACAUUUUUUUCAUAA
This is a messenger RNA of Electrophorus electricus (electric eel), 5701 nucleotides long. It is a transcript of the gene map4k3a, whose product is annotated as mitogen-activated protein kinase kinase kinase kinase 3a. The record is from RefSeq and is a predicted model, not a curated record. NCBI's taxonomy places the organism in Eukaryota, Metazoa, Chordata, Actinopteri, Gymnotiformes, Gymnotidae. Gene Ontology annotation, molecular function: ATP binding; MAP kinase kinase kinase kinase activity. Gene Ontology annotation, cellular component: cytoplasm. Gene Ontology annotation, biological process: intracellular signal transduction; protein phosphorylation.